AUGCGACGACUCGAUUUAAAAGAUGAUGGUGUUGAUGGCGGAACUUGGCCAUACAAGCCACCGGAAAAAUGUCAAGCUGACUACGAGCUUUCCCAUCAAAUCGAUGUCUUUGCUGCAGGAUUGGUGCUCUGGGAGGUGAUCGAGAGACGAAAAUUGACGGCGGCCUUAGUCCCGAUUAGUUUCACGAAAAAUUCCCUUGAACUUGCAGAAUUGCACGGUUUGGUCAAAAGCUGUUCCGAUCGAUCAACACCCUUGUAUUUGCGCUUCAAUUCGGGCUCGCAGGCUCUCGAAGUGGUGGAAUCACUACAAAAAAAAGAGAAAUUCUCUCGAUUGCAAGUAAAGCCAGAAAGGAGGUUUGAGGAGCGAAAGUUAAAGCAAUUAACGAAAGAUGAUAUUCAUUUUGACGACGACGACGAUGAUCUUCAUAUUUCAACCAUCUCACUUUCCGCUUUACAAGAGACUCCAAGACAAAAGGAUGUGAGAAGCUUGAGUACACAUCUUGAAGAACAUGAAGAAUCGGUAACGAUCGACAAAAGCGAAACCGAUUUGCUCAUCCCACCGCUUUCCUCAACACUUUGGGACUUUCAUUAUCGAGAACAGUCUCAAGAGAAGAUGCCGAAAGAAAAAGAAAUCAGCUACGAGAUCGCGCCUUCAAAUAACCAAACAAGAAUGACAUCAAUAGAAUCUUCAUUUCACCUCUCAGAGCUUGCUUUUACAUCUUUACAAAUUUCGAAAGAAUCCAGAAUUCAAGAGUCCAUUAUUGGCUUUCAAAUGAUGAGCAAAAUCGAUCGA
Mesorhabditis belari is the source of this 792-nucleotide messenger RNA. The record is from the annotation of a GenBank genome assembly. Lineage: Eukaryota; Metazoa; Nematoda; Chromadorea; Rhabditida; Rhabditidae.